AUGCUUUUACACACAGUUGAUAUUCUUCAAAGGAACUGGAACUCUCGACCAGACCAUAAUGCACUCCAACUCCCUUGUGGACGCUCCAAUUGUCAGCGCUAUUUCAAAACUCAAGCGGGACGAACCAAACAUUGGAAUUCAGCCCAUCCUACAAUCACAAAGCCACCUAACUCUUACCGUGCCAGUGUUUCUGAAGAGCCAGAAGAGCCUUACUAUCCGGCCCCUGUGCAACCACAUGAGCCACAGUUUGACUUUCAAGAAGUCGAGAACGAUUGGUUGAAUCUGACAGGACAUGAUGGGAUGCACAACUCACCAGCUCCGAGAAUUGACACUGAGUUUUGGGGGCCAGGAGACUGCUUAUAUCGGAACUUUCACAAGGACCUUGAUGCCCGCCCUUGUGAUGAUAAUGGUGUGUUUCUCCCCCCUGGAAGCCUACCUAAACCACUCUCUGAUAAAUCCUCCUCUGACUGGACUCCUUACCGAAAUCGUGUCGAAUUUGAAAUGGCAGAGUAUUUAUUUACCGAGAAUCAGACGCCUGCAGGUCAGAUCAAUACAGUGGCUCAAAAAAGUGUCCCAAUGUUUAAACAUGACGACAAGCCUCCAUUUGCUGACUUUCGUGACCUUUACAAAACCAUCGACAGAACACCGCUUGGGGAUGUGAAGUGGCAGUCAUUUUCAGUUCGCUACAAUGGUGAAAAACCAGACACUGAUGCACCACUAUGGAUGGAUCAAGUCUUUGACGUCUGGUACCAUGAUCCACGAGAGGUCAUCCGCAACAUGCUUGCAAAUCCCGACUAUGCCAAAGAGUUUGAUUACAGACCCUACUGCAAGUUCUCAACUGAUGACGACAAGCAUCAGUGGAAGGACUUUAUGUCUGGUGAUUGGGCAUGGGAUCAGGCCGACAUAAUCUCCGAAGAUCCAGAAUCACAUGGAUCCAUGUUCGUACCUGUUGUUUUAGGCAGCGACAAGACUACAGUUUCCGUUGCAAUGGGAAACAACGAAUAUUGCCCGCUCUAUGCAUCUAUUGGCAAUGUUUGCAAUAACGUUAGACGAGCCCACCGCGACGCAGUUAGUAUUAUCGCCUUUCUCGCUAUUCCCAAAACAACGAAGGAACAUGCGACUAGUGAUGUGAAGUUCCGAAAGUUUCGCCGGCAAUUGUUUCACUGUUCACUCUCCAAGAUUCUCAAAACACUUCGUCCUGGUAUCACCAAGUAUGAAGUUGCACAUUUUGGUGACGGACAUUUCUGCCGUGUGAUAUAUGGUCUGGGAGCAUAUAUUGCUGACUACGAGGAGCAAGUCUUAUUGACAUGCAUCGUGCGUGGUUGGUGCCCAAGAUGUUUGUCUUCACAUAUCAAUCUAGACGAGCCAGCCGGUUGGCGCUGUCGUCAUCAUACAGAUGUGCUUGUCAAGGAGGGUACUCUCGAUGCCUUAUGGGACGAAUAUGGCAUUGUUGGUGAUCUCAUUCCCUUUACGAAUGAUUCUGCUCGAGCUGACAUCCAUGAACUCAUUGCCCCCGAUAUCCUUCACCAGCUUAUCAAAGGGACGUUCAAAGACCACCUGGUUGAUUGGAUCGAGAAGUACCUAUACCAGACACACUCGAAGAAAGAUGCUGAGCGCAUCAUAGAUGAUAUUGAUCGAAGAAUCGCUGCUGUUCCAGCCUUUGCUGGUCUUCGGCGCUUCCCACAAGGACAAGGCUUCAAGCAGUGGACGGGUGAUGACUCGAAAGCACUUAUGAAGGUAUACUUAUCUGCUAUUGAGGGAUAUGUCCCUGUGGAUAUGGUCUGGACAUUUCGAGCCUUUCUCGAAUUUUGUUAUCUUGUCCGACGCAGCAUAAUCACAGAGAAGAUGCUCGAGCAAAUCCAGGAGGCACUUGACUGGUUUCAUCGGCACCGGCAAAUUUUUGAAACACUCAACGUUAUUUCGACAUUCUCACUCCCUCGCCAGCAUUCCCUUCAACACUACAUACACCUCAUUCGACUUUUUGGGGCCCCGAAUGGUUUAUGCUCUUCGAUCACCGAAGCUAAGCAUAUCAAAGCAGUGAAGGAGCCAUGGAGGCGCUCCAGUCGGUACGAGGCGCUGGGCCAAAUGUUGGUCACAAAUCAACGCCUUGACAAGCUCGCAGCAUCGCGCGCUGAUUUUACUCAACGCAAAAUGCUUAAUGAACGACUGCGCGCCCUCAAUCUCACGGCACCAGAUGAAGCUGCCAACACUCAGGCUGUCAAUACCACAGUGGACAAUGACAACGACAAUGAUAACGAAGUUGACGACAGACCAACAAAUGUCAAAGCGCACGUGGAGUUGGCCAAAACACCUCCAAUUGAAUUAUCAAUCCCACAUCUCAGGCUCUUGAAUCUUCUGCAACACUUUCUCUUCGGUCAACUCAACCGCAACGAUCCCCAUGAUCCAUCAGAGGUUCCCCUAGCUUACUGUCUCCAAUUCAACGACAAAAUCAGUGUUUUCAACUCUGCUUGUUCAAGAUUUUUUGCGCCAAGUGAUCUCAGCGGUAUUGGGGGCAUGCGCCAUGAGUAUAUUCGUGCAUGUCCGAUAUGGAGAAACGAGCAUCCUCAGUUUGAUUGUGUCUUCGUCAACACGAAUCCAGGUCUUGAUGUUGUGCGGUGGUUUGAUACCAUUGGAGACUUGCCAAACGAAGACACUGGAAUGUGGGUUGUACAGCCUGCUCAUAAUAACAACAACACGCCCCAUAUUUCUGUCAUACAUAUUGAUUCAAUCUACCGCACCGCAGACCUUAUUCCUGUAUAUGGUACUCGAGUUAUUCCUGCGCAACAUCACCACCAUCAGACCUAUGAUAUUUUCCACCGUUUUUAUGUUAACAAAUAUGCAGAUCAUCACUCCUUUGAAAUUGCAUUUUAG
Messenger RNA from Suillus fuscotomentosus, 2871 nucleotides. RefSeq lists its product as uncharacterized. Lineage: Eukaryota; Fungi; Basidiomycota; Agaricomycetes; Boletales; Suillaceae. The coding region runs from base 1 to 2871 and encodes 956 amino acids. The transcript has 12 exons. The record is from RefSeq and is a predicted model, not a curated record.